Messenger RNA from Chaetomium strumarium, 861 nucleotides. RefSeq lists its product as uncharacterized. The record is from RefSeq and is a predicted model, not a curated record. The transcript has 2 exons. The coding region runs from base 215 to 835 and encodes 206 amino acids. NCBI's taxonomy places the organism in Eukaryota, Fungi, Ascomycota, Sordariomycetes, Sordariales, Chaetomiaceae.
UCCAGCUACGACGGGUUGGGACCCGCAGCAAAGCACGAUCGACCCGCGGCUCUUAACCGUUCAACAGCCCGUAGUUGACUUCCCAGUUGAGGAUCCGUUCCCCAGCAACUCCUCCUAUGUUGGCGUCUCAGACACAGAUCAGCAGUACCUGUAUCCGCCGGCUUCAGGGGUUCCAAGUCUUGCCGCAGGCGUGUAGCUGCCUCACCACAGAGACAUGGACACCUCUUAUGCCCCAAAUACGGUCGUUGACGCCGAGCUUGACUCUCAGUUUUCCCACCUCACCAUGGAUUCAUCACAGGUUGAUCCAAACAUCAACCACUCCGCGCCCUGGCUUGAUCAGACCACAACCUUCUCUCCAAAUCCUGGAGCUGGAGACUUAGGCCCGCAGUACCUUCCCGAUAACACACUGGCAUCUCCAAUGAGCGCCCAACAGACCUCCACCGAUCCCUAUCCAUACCACCUCGACAGCGCAUCCUACCACAUCUACCAUCCGCCGGAUGACAGCGCCGCGCAGGCUGGACCAUCUUCAUCAUUUUCCAAUGCUACGGCUGCAGACUAUCCCUUCAUCUGCGACCAAGACGGAUGCAACAAAGGCUUCGAGCGUCAGUGCGACCUGACCAAGCAUAAAAACAAUCACUCGAAGCGCCGAAAGUGCAAGUACUGCGACGCGGGCGGAGCCGAAACCAAGGACCUCAACCGCCACAUGUGGACGCACCAUCCCGAUCUGGCGCGUGAGUUGGGAGUGCCCAGGGAGCUGGACCGAUGCUCCAAGUGCGGAUAUGCGGCGCGGAAGGACAAUGUGAAGCGGCACAAGGACAAGAAGGGCCAUUGGUGAUGGCACCUCCUCUCUCAGCUCUACUA